Molecule: messenger RNA, 618 nt
Organism: Morus notabilis
Lineage: Eukaryota; Viridiplantae; Streptophyta; Magnoliopsida; Rosales; Moraceae
Product: sm-like protein LSM5
Exons: 4
Coding region: 72-335 (87 amino acids)
Biological process (GO): mRNA splicing, via spliceosome
Cellular component (GO): U4/U6 x U5 tri-snRNP complex; Lsm1-7-Pat1 complex; U6 snRNP
Molecular function (GO): RNA binding
Source: RefSeq, a predicted model, not a curated record
GUAGUAGUCUUCUCUCCAGUAGCCGAAAGGUCCAUUGUCGUAGGGCCGAAAGUGUUUUCUUCUCCGCUUCAAUGGCCAACAAUCCGUCGCAGCUACUCCCUCAAGAGUUAAUCGACCGGUGCAUAGGAUCCAAAAUUUGGGUCAUAAUGAAGGGCGACAAGGAGCUCGUCGGCACUCUUCGGGGCUUCGAUGUAUAUGUAAACAUGGUCCUUGAAGACGUCACUGAAUAUGAGAUUACUGCUGAAGGAAGAAGGAUAACCAAGCUCGACCAGAUUUUACUUAAUGGAAACAACAUUGCAAUUCUGGUCCCGGGAGGUUCACCUGAAUCGGAAUAAGAUAAUUGGACCUCUGCGCCUAGUUGUUGAGUUGAUUUUUGCUUUUCAAUUGGUUGGGCCAGACUAAUUUUAAGUGAAGAUAUAUGCCUCCCAUUUGCUCUUCAUUUUGAAGUGCUUUGUUAUUAACUAGGUGACAUCUUUGUAAGAUGAUGGUAGAAUUUUUUAUUAUUAUUUCUAUGUGUAUUGUCUGGAAAAAAAAGAAUUCUACAACUGUGGGGAAUGAUAAAAUAUUCUUCAUUCUAAUUGUUAGUGUCAUAGAUAUUGAUAUACUCUGAGCAUUACU